Messenger RNA from Cololabis saira (Pacific saury), 881 nucleotides. Its product is annotated as protein LBH-like. Bases 209 to 640 code for a protein of 143 amino acids. The transcript is spliced from 4 exons. Lineage: Eukaryota; Metazoa; Chordata; Actinopteri; Beloniformes; Belonidae. The record is from RefSeq and is a predicted model, not a curated record.
GGGCUGACUGGAGACCCGAGUCCUGCAGGAACAGAGACGGUACCGGCAGCUCGGAGGCUGCAGUUCCUCCAGUUCCUCAGCAUUUCACCUGGAAUACCUGCUGGUUCUGGUUCUCGGAGGCUCCAGUCCCUCAGACCAGAUCAGACCAGACCAGCCUCAGCACUUCACCUGGAAUACCUGCUGGUUCUCAAUCUUCCUUCAGAGGAAGAUGAGCUGCAUCCCGGCCUCCCACAGCAUGAACAUGCUCAGUCAGGUUGAACCUCAGAUGGAGGACGGUCCGGCUCAGAGAAGAGGAAGCAGAGCCUAUCAGAUCUUUCCGGAGACCAACUCCAGCGAGGAGUCGGACUAUCCAGAGGAUUUCCAGUACCGACGGGAACGUCUUCCCUCCAUCGUGGUGGAACCGACCGAGUUCAGCGAGCAGGACGGAGGGCUAGCACGGUCGUCACGGUGUCAGGCUAGCGGGGACGAGGACGGACCAACGGAAACAUCGGUGGAGGAGCAGGAGGAGGAAACGGACAAGAGUUCGGUGAUCAGGAAGUUUUCCAUCAGUCCGUCCCAGAGUCCGGUGUCCACGUUCCACCUGACCCCCCCGGCCUCCCCUACAGCUGCUGAAGAGGCCCCGCCCUGCCUGAGGAACUGAACCGGUUUAACCAGGCCCUGCACUGCAAAGACUCAAAAUCUUAACAAGAAUAUUUAUUUCUAGUUAAAAUCGACAUUUCAACUUUUUUCAUACAAUUUUGACUUUUUUUCUCAAAAUUUCAAAAUUUUCAAAAAAGAGUCAAGAAAACUUUUUUUUUUUUUCUUCCGGCUCUGGACGAAGGCGGAAGCUUUUCUGUUCCACUGGUCUCUCAGCACAAUUGACCACAUUUUUGCAACAAGAA